GAGAGAUCCAUAUGGUUAAGAUGGACGGUUAAGAUGGCAGCUGUCAUCCGUGAUUUACAGCUUUAGAUAAACCCGUGGGAAAAUGUCGAGGCUCACAAACCUGCGAAAAGAAAAGUUCUUCCCGAAUUUCGCCAAUUUGCCCGCUGAAGACGAUAUUGACUUGAGAUACUACAAAUUUGUCAAUGAUUCCCAUCUCAAACCCAAGCAACACUGGUGCCUUCUAACAGAGAUCGUGUCGAUUUGCAUUUCGGCCGGCUGGUUCUCCGAUCCCGCGACAGAGCUGGUAAACCUUUGACGAUCGCCUUCUACACAGAUGGCAAUGGGAGGAGGAUCUCAUCUCAGAUGAAGGUUGGAUAUACGAUUGCUAUCCUCUAUGCUGACCAGCAUGCUUUCAUAGACGGAUCCACAGGGGUUCGCCAAGAGAGCAACAAUACCGUCAAGGUGAGAACCCAUGGGCUGCUUCAAUAUCCCAAGGAAGCAGAGCUAAGGAAUGUCCAGGUUUUCCCCUCGACUUUAGAUAACCUGCUUAAAUUGAACCACGAGGUUCAUCUUUGGAAAGCGUUUCCCAACAAAGGGGUCUGCCACGCGUGCAAUAAGGAAAAGGAGCCUUUGCAGAAAUGUGCCAGGUGUGGUAUGGUGUCGUAUUGUGAUCAGGUUAGUGGAAG
This is a messenger RNA of Aspergillus wentii DTO 134E9, 665 nucleotides long. RefSeq lists its product as uncharacterized. The coding region runs from base 83 to 295 and encodes 70 amino acids. Lineage: Eukaryota; Fungi; Ascomycota; Eurotiomycetes; Eurotiales; Aspergillaceae. The transcript has 2 exons. The record is from RefSeq and is a predicted model, not a curated record.